AUGACGGAGCUCCUCAAGACUGCACAAGACCGGCUGGAUGACGAGAAGGAAAAAUGGAAAGGUAGGAAAAAAAUAAUGCUCUCGUUUCAGAAUUUCAAGAAGGCGAUAUGAUAUUACAGAGGUUGGAAAAUGCGAAAACAGCGAGGCCCCAUAAAUUCACGCCAAAAUUCGUAGGGCCGUUCAACAUCCUGGAGGUGCCACCACCAAACGCUAUCAUCCAAGCGGACCCAAAAAUAUGCAUACAUAUAUGACAAAGUUGAAGCGUUACUUUGAAAAAUGACGUGUGGUUUCUGCAGGCGACUACCUUCAACAACUUCUACCUGAAAGUUCUUGGCCUUCCAAGUGGAAGGUUGCUGAUGUGGAAUGCGGGUAGUCGAUGCUAUUCGUUCCCAUUGGAUCAACACGAGAAAUAAAGAGCGAUUCACGUGAAUUAAUGAAUUUAUCGAGAAUAGCAAACAAUUAGAAUAGAAAAAGGCAAUAGCACUUCAAUUCAGCAACAACUCACAACUCAACUACAAUUUCACACCUCAACAUGGGAUAAAACCUGAGAGAAGCUUACGGUGUCCUGGUUCAGUCGCUUCGCUUCUCUCGAUCGAACAUUCUCGAACUUCCGAGAAAAACAGCUGGGAAACAGUUGACACGAGGGACAUCUCUCUCUCCAUAAAUUCCAUCGAGUUGACACAUCGUGGAAAACUGCAGUUUCCGUGGAAUCUGACGGAUGUGAUUUUCGAUUCCACGGAGUGCUCGUUAUUUUCCCGACAGACUGAUCAUACUAUAAAUGAGUUUGUUUUUUUCGCCCCAAGCUAGAUAUGAAUGCCAAUAAAGGUGUGGCCAUCCGUCCGGAAGGAGUUCUUGACUCAGCAGAACUUGAUUAAUUUGAUAUUAAUCGCUUCCGAUGAUAAUUUUUUCAAUAAAAACGUUUUUGAAUUGACUUUGUUUAGCGAUAACAUUUUUUACGGCGAUGAAAAAAUUUUUAUUGCUUUUUCUAAUUUUUACUGUGUCUAAAUGCAGUGAUAUUAAUGUAGAAACGGAAAAAACAGUUUUGCUGGGCAUUGACACGGUGAAAGCGUUGGAUGCAGACGUUGUGAAAUGUCUGCAACAUGAGGAAAUCAAUUUUGUGAUCUUUCGUCUGGCCCAAAAUGGGAAAAAUGAUCAAAUUGGCCUGAAUAAUAUGAAAAUUUCCAAGUCAGGUAAGGUUUUUUAAAUCAGUUUAAAUUCUGGAUUUCAACUACGAUUUAAUUUUUUUCCAGCCCGGUUACCGUUCUACGCUUACAUCGACCCGAAUCCGUACGCCGAUGGCGCCGUUCAGUUGAAUGAAGCGCUCGAUUUUGCAGCCCAAAACGACAUAAAAUUACAAGGGAAGUCGUUCAUAUCGCAAAUGAUUUGA
Messenger RNA from Bursaphelenchus xylophilus (pine wood nematode), 1387 nucleotides. The record is from the annotation of a GenBank genome assembly. NCBI's taxonomy places the organism in Eukaryota, Metazoa, Nematoda, Chromadorea, Rhabditida, Aphelenchoididae.